Striga hermonthica is the source of this 333-nucleotide messenger RNA. Lineage: Eukaryota; Viridiplantae; Streptophyta; Magnoliopsida; Lamiales; Orobanchaceae. The record is from the annotation of a GenBank genome assembly.
AUGAUUUUCUUCUUUGUCGGAGGACUGCAGCAGCAAGCCCGCCAGGUGCUCAAGAGCGGCGCCGGGAGGUGCGUCGUGUGCGGGUCACUCGCCGAUCUCGUCGAGUACGACAAGGUUCUGAAGCUGUUCUUCGUGCCCGUGUGGCGGUGGCCGGAGAAGGAUCCAAUGAUGCGCUGUCAAAGCUGCAAUCUUAUCUUCCCUCCGUCGCCGCCGCCGCCGCCGCCGCAGCCGCCGGAGAAAGAGGCUGUGGAGGCGGCCUUGAGGUGUCAGUUCUGCGCCCGUCAGGUGGACGCCGCUUUCAGGUUCUGCCCUUUCUGUGGAUCGGCCCUGUGA